UGUGCGGUAAACAAGGAAAUUCGAUGACACCAGCAGUAAGUCAUUCGACUGAUUAUUUUGUGUCAGCGAAAAUCGGAGGCGGCGAGGAACUUAAUGUCAGUACUGUCAUGAAUAUCUUGUAGACGACGUCACUGAGGCAUCAUGGGAGUUCAAGGUUUAUGGCAGCUCCUCCAGGCAGCAGGGAAGCCGGUGUCGCUCGAGUCCCUGGAGGGGAAGAUAUUGGCAGUCGAUGUGAGUAUUUGGCUGCACCAGGCAGCGAAGGGGAUGCGAGACAAGGAUGGCAACCCACUGCCCAACGCCCACCUCCAGAGUUUGUUCAGCCGUGUGUGUAAACUCCUCUUCUACAAGAUCAAGCCAGUGUUUGUGUUUGACGGUGGCGUUCCCAUACUCAAGAAACAGACACUGGCUGCGAGACGAGAGAGGAGGGCGGAGGCUGAACAGGAAGGGGACAAGGCUACCAAGAAACUGCUGCACAACCUCAUCCGCAGUGAAGCCAUCAAGCAUGCCCUUGGACAGCCAACAGAGGGCAGCACCAACUCAGGGCUAGCUGCUGUCAGGUCUUCAGGGAGGGGAAGGGACCUGUUUGAGUUACCUCCCUUGCCAGAGAUGGACAGGGAGACAACAGGUGGCUUAAACUAUGAUGAUGGUGAUGAUGUUGAUCCAUGGGAGGAGAGACAAUUGCACCAGAGGAUAGUGGAGGAGGAGUUCCAGUCUCUGGACAGCAUUGACGUAGAGUCGGAUGACUUCCGCUCCCUGCCGUCGGAGAUCAAGCACGAGAUUCUCACCGAGAUGAAGGAGAUGAGGAAGAGACGACGGCUCGGCAAGAGAGUGCCUCUGCCUGAGAAUUCUGAUGACUUUUCUUCCUACCAAAUGAAGAAGCUUGUUAACCAGAGCCGACUGACCAACCAUAUUGAAUCCGUCCGUAGAGAGAUGAACGCCCAAACCAGUGCUGACUUUUCUCAGGCUGUUGGAAGCGAAUACCUGGCGGGAGAGUUUGAGUCUCGUCGUGUGGUGUCAGAAGAUGCCUCUCAUUAUAUACUAAUCAAAGGCCUCAGCAAACAACGGCAAGUAGAACAGGCAUCCCGAUGUGAGGAUGUCGUCACCAACGUUGAUGCUGAUGCUGUGGCGAAUGUUGUGACGGAGGAGGAGAAAAAGAUGCUGGAAGAGCCCGAUGAGUUGUUGAUCGAUAGUGACAAGGAGAAAAAUUAUAAUUCCAAGGCAGCUGAAAAUUCUCGGGAAAAUGACUGUUGCAUUAAUAUUGGUCCAGAUAUUUUUGAAAAUGAUAAAGGUGCUGGUUCAAAAGAUGUGGUAAGUGUGGGAAGUUCUUCUGAAAGUGAUGAUGUAAAAAUAACUAAAGUGGAGAAAGAUGUGACAGACGACUCAAAACGUGACUCGGUUGCUGGGUCGGAAGUUGUGAUUAUUGAGGAUGGGAGUGGGGAACCAGGUCAUGUCGACAAGGGUCACAGUAUGAAGAGGAAGGUCGAAACGGAGGAAGGUGAAGUUGAGAAAACCAAGAUGUCUAAGUUGGCUGCUGAUGUGAAGGUUACAGAUGUCAGUGCAAGGAGUGAACCCGAGGAUAAGCCACAGACCCAGCAGGAAUCUGACUCUGAUGAUGAUGAAGGGUUUAUUGAGAUAACCAUAGACCCAGCUGCAGCAGCAGACGACGACUUGUUCCCGUCUGAUAUGUUCCACACAACUACUCCCACAUCUAACACAGAACCUGCUGCGUCACAUGUCCUGGACACAGUCACAGAAAGUACUGGCAGCACAGACAAAAUACCUGUCACUGUGUCAACUGAAAACAUUCCCAACAAGAAGACACCGGAACAGUUAGAUGCUGACAAGGUCGCUACUGAGGAUGUGAAGUCACAAGUUUACCAUGAGUUCAAUAUUGGGGACUACCAGCUGGACGUGAGUGAAACUGAGGCUGAGGUGGCACCCCUAGUGACGAGGAAGCCAGCACUGUCACACACGGACCAUCUGAAGAGUUCAAGGGAAUCUGCAGUUGACUUGGAGGAUAUGCAGGAUGAGCUGGAGAAUGAGAGUGAGACCCUACGAGCUGAACGGGGACGUCAGGAGCGGCUGGCAACUUCAAUCUCAGACCAGAUGAAUGUGGAGGCACAGGAACUGCUUGAGCUGUUUGGGAUCCCCUACGUUGUAAGUCCGAUGGAGGCAGAAGCCCAGUGUGCCAAGCUGGACAUGCUGGGGCUGACACACGGAACCAUCACCGACGACAGUGACGUCUGGCUGUUCGGGGGCAGCAGGGUCUACAAACACUUCUUCAAUCAGAAGAAGUCUGUUGAGUUCUACAACUUUUCUGGCAUCCAGGCUAAAUUUGGUCUAGACAGGGAGCAGCUGAUCUUGCUGGCCUACCUGUGUGGGAGUGACUACACUGAGGGCUUCCAGGGGGUGGGGCCAGUCACUGCUCUGGAGAUCCUAGGGGAGUUCCCUGGCCACAACAUCGACGGCCUUCUGGCACUCAAGGCAUGGUGGGAUGAGUCUCGACAACAGGACAAGAAGCCGAUGACAACUAAAGUCAGGACCAAGAUCCGGGAGAUGGAGUUUAACGAGGGUUUCCCCAAUCCUGCUGUCAUGGAGGCAUAUCUCAACCCAACAGUAGACGAGUCUGCCGAGACGUUCUCCUGGGGGUCACCUGACCUUGACCUUCUGAGAGAUUAUGCCAGGGAGAGGUUGGGAUGGAACAAGGACAAGGCAGAUGACCUCGUGUUGCCUGUCCUCAAACAGCUCAACAAGAAGGAGACACAGGCGAAAAUCAACAGCUUCUUUCAACCAGAAUACUUCAUGGAAUCCAAGCAGACGGUCAGUAAGCGUGUAAAACAGGCCCUAAAGAAAGUUAGAGGGGCAUAUCACAAUGAAACACCCCAAAUUACCACAAAUGAAGACAGAAUUCAAAGAGCAAAAGAAAUUUUAGGAAUGCCAAAAGGUAGAGGGAAAGGUCGAGGCAGAGGUAGAGGUCGAGGCAAGGUCAGAGGUCAAAGGCCAGAGAUCAAGGUUAAGAAUGAAGUUGCUUUGUCAGAGAGUAGUUCCAGUGAUGAAGGAGGUUUUUUCCACGAAGAGCCAGAGGAAGUUGAGGAAAAACCAAGGAAAGGAGGAGAUGGAGUGAAGAGAGGAAAAGGCAAAGGAAGAGGAAAAAACAGGAAGCUGGAUGGAGACUUUGAUAGUGUCGGACAUAUUGGAAAAGUGCCCUUGAGAGACCAGUCAGUUCCUACUGCUAAGAAAUGAACUUUCUGUUGGACCAGACUAACAAAUGGACCAGACAAUGUAAUGAGAACUAUUUGAUUGAAAUUUAUGUUGAGGCAGCAAUGAAAUACCCAUAAAUGUCAAGCUAUGCAGCAACCGUCCAGGGAGGACUCUUAUGAAUUGGGUCUUCUUUAGUACUGGUCCAUAUAUUGUCCCACAGAUUUCAUUGUAAUGUUAAGUGUAAUACUUUAGGGGCAAACCUGAAGCCCAAUAGUUUGUGAUUAUACUUGUGGCUCAGUAAACUCCAGUUACCGUGGUUACUUAUAGUGGAAGAAUGUGUGGAAAUUAUCAUUGACAUUCGAUGAUCGGCAGCACUGAACCAAGGGAACAAUCUUUACUCACUCACCUUCAUCAAGUCAUAACCUAUAUGUCCUCGUCCUUAUUCACUCUCCAAAAUUCAUUCUAUUUAUGGCAAUGUUAAAAUGAAGAGACAGAUGUAUAUAUUUCAUGAGCUCAUUGUUAUGUUUACUUGUUUACUCAAGUUAGUAUUUACAUGACACAAUUUAUAUAAUCUUGAUCCUGCCAAUUUGCUCAGGGAUUAUUCUUGAAUUGUACAUACAUGUUUAAUGUCAUGGUUCAUUAGGAUAUUUUUAUAGCAGUCCUCAGAACAAUCUCAUUAAAUUCAAUCUUUUACUCUGA
This is a messenger RNA of Haliotis rubra (blacklip abalone), 3900 nucleotides long. Its product is annotated as DNA excision repair protein ERCC-5 homolog. Gene Ontology annotation, cellular component: nucleus. Gene Ontology annotation, molecular function: single-stranded DNA binding; DNA endonuclease activity. Lineage: Eukaryota; Metazoa; Mollusca; Gastropoda; Lepetellida; Haliotidae. Gene Ontology annotation, biological process: nucleotide-excision repair. The record is from RefSeq and is a predicted model, not a curated record.